Molecule: messenger RNA, 435 nt
Organism: Podospora pseudocomata
Lineage: Eukaryota; Fungi; Ascomycota; Sordariomycetes; Sordariales; Podosporaceae
Exons: 1
Coding region: 1-435 (144 amino acids)
Source: RefSeq, a predicted model, not a curated record
AUGUUCAUCCCAACCAGCACACUCACCACCCUCGCGGUGGCCUUCCUCUCCCUCGCCUCCGCAGCCCCCACCACACCCGCCCCGGCCUCUCCCCUCGAGGUUGAAGCCCGUGAGAUUGCUGCCCGCGCUAGAGGACAGUUCACUUGGUACAACACCGGCCUGGGCGCCUGCGGAAAGUGGAACAACGACGGUGAGCUCGUUGUUGCGCUUAACCGCCAUGUAUUUGAUCCUCAGACCCCGAAUGGGAACCCUAACAACAAUCCUUUGUGUGGGAGGAUGAUUCGGGCUAGCUAUAAUGGGAAAACGGUUGAUGUUAGGGUUGUGGAUAGAUGCCCUGGGUGCGCUGCUGGUGAUUUGGACUUGAGCCCGACUGCGUUUCAAAGGUUGGCGUCGCUUGGUACAGGGAGGAUUACGGGGGAUUGGUGGUGGAUUUGA